Messenger RNA from Aegilops tauschii subsp. strangulata, 3915 nucleotides. RefSeq lists its product as uncharacterized. Lineage: Eukaryota; Viridiplantae; Streptophyta; Magnoliopsida; Poales; Poaceae. The record is from RefSeq and is a predicted model, not a curated record.
UUAGCCAAGAGAAUGGUGAGCUACGAUGAUGUCCGUGAUCAUGUGGCAUCUCUGUUCAUCAUGCUGAACAAGAAAACUGUUAUCUUGUUUCGCAUCGAGUUCCUGGUGGUCCUCGCCACACUGCUCUUCUUCGCCAUGUUCCUCAUGGAUUUCUUUCGCCGCAUGAUCCACAACUCGUUCAUGAGGGCCGUCUUCAGCGUCUUCGAUGCCGUCUCCGACUCCAUUGUCCUGUACCUCCUGGGGGCCAUGCAAACGGCGCCUUUCAAGAAUCAGCUCUUCCCGGUGUGGGCUCUUAUGCUUGUCAAUUUCCGUUACAGUGCAGAUUACAUCUCCGGGUAUGGUGUUCCUGACCGCAGGGGGCGAAGGUUCACUGAGUGGAGGAACGUGUUCAAGCUCUUGGGAUCGGCGUUCCUGAAUUGGACGCGUGGAUCCAGAUUCACGGGUCCACUAUGGUCCGUCUGGUGUCUGCAGAUAGUGAGGAGUGCCUACAGAUUCUUCUCACAUAAACUGGCAGUCGGCUCCUUCUGGCAUGGCGGGAGUUCGCAGCUUGUUGCAGAACACAUGCGUGCCAGAUAUGAUGAUAGCACGAGCAACUCGCGAGUAGUGCCUGACCCAGUGACGAUGGAAGGCUACAACUACUUGGUGUAUGGAGAAGAAAGUCAUGGUUUCCAACUAAAGAAGCCUAUGUAUGCAUUUUCUGCCGACACUAGUGCCCGUCUGCCCGGAUGGUUCAGCCUAGCUAGAUGUCGUUGCUGUGCUGCAAGAGAAGAUACUUACAGCAGCACCAGGUCGUCAACACUGGUCACGCUGGACAAGGUCUGGCUAUAUUUUGGCGAUACACCUACCCAGAAUACCGACCUAAAGGAUCUCCCUCUGGCCUUCGCCUUGUCCAGGCUGCUGCGGUGCCGGCUUGAGGAUGUGACACUGCAUCCAUGUAUCUUUAAAGUAAACCGAGAGCUGGUCAAGAGCAUAAUUGGUGGGAAGGUGGGUGCCAGCAAUGCCCUCAGGAUCAUGGAGCUGCAGCUUGCCUUCGUCCACGACUAUUUCAACACCCGCCACCCCAUGGUGUUCUGGUCUGGGCUGCUAUCUCUCUUCGUCACCCUGGUUCUGUCCAUGCUGACCAUUGCUGCUGUCUGCUGGCUCGCUAUGGAUAUCCGUAGGGUCUAUAAGCCCCCAAACGGCGAGCUUGCUAAUAUGGUGAAGGGUUUUAAUAUCGACAUGAUCAUCACAUGGGCAUUCAUUUUAUUGAUGAUUGCCAAGGAGGUUUGGGAGAUGGUGACAUACUUACUCUCGGACUGGACACGCUUAAUCCUGGCAUGUGAGUAUGUGCAGAUGAGGUGGCAGGGGAACAAGUUUACAUGUCUGUAUCAGAUGCUAUUUUCGAUUUCCAGACGUAAAAUUACUGAUAAGAGGUGGCAUGGUUUCAUUGACCAGUAUUUCUUCAUGCAGUCGUAUGAUGACAGACCAAGACUUUGGAAUUUUGUUCACAACCUAACUACAGGAAUAAUUCCAAAGAAAGAUGAUGGGGCAAAGCUCAACUGUGCCAUCAAAGUUCCAGAGUUUGUCAAGAAGGCAGUUCUAGAGAAGCUCAGCACAAUGGUAGAGGAAGAACAAGGUUGUAGUCUGCCUAGGGACAUCAAGACAUUGUCCAACAGUAACCUUAGGAAGCAGUUGCAGAACUACAAGGCUUACAGUGCACCACCGACGAGCACUCAGAUCCUCCUUCCAACAAGCUCUCACAUCAUUCUCAUGUGGCACAUUGCCACCAGCCUCUGCGAGAUGGAGCUUGUGACAAAACACGGCGUCAACUUGAGCAACCCUGGGUUUCCGUGUUCCCUCUUGUCUUGGUUGACUUCUUGCUGCUCAUCCAAACCGUAUCUUAUGGAUUUGGGUGAGAAGGAAGAUGACAUCUUGUCAUGGUUAACAAACUGCUGCUCAUCCAAGUCAAGUGAGAAUUUGCCCGAUGAGCUUCGGGAAUCAUACACCGUUGCGAAUAGCUUAUCGCGGUACUGUGCAUAUCUGGUGGUUGCAAAGCCAGACCUGAUCCCUGACAGCUUUCUUGUUCCCAAGAUAGUCUUCCAAAAAACUGUCCAGAGUGCUCGUGAUGGCAUUCUGAAAAACUGUGAUUCAUUAGAGAGCAGGUACAAAAAGCUGAAAAACAAAGCAGAGAAACCUAUCAAAGACUCUGAAAAAGAAGAUGUAUUGAAACAAGGUGCGGUGCUGGGCAAGGAACUGCUCAAUCUUCCAACCGACGAAGCUCGCUGGAAGAUCCUGGCAGAGGUAUGGACUGAGUUACUUAUACACAUUGCGCCCACAUGGAAUGCACAGGCACACAGGAAGUGUCUUUCUGGAGGGGAGUUCAUAACUCACAUCUGGGCAUUGCUUUGGCACUAUGGCAUCCAGAAUAGUAGCCUGUGGCCAAAUGAAGUUGCUCCUGCAGCUCCUCAGAAUAAUGGUGUCGGAAGUGAAAACAAUAUGGACGAGACAGGGCAAGCUUGUGCAGGCAUAAGCAACAACCAGAUUGAAAUUAAUGUUCAUGGACGGGAUGAGAUCAAGGGUGCACAAGAGCAUGAGACACGAAACUCAAGGAGAGGACCAAGAAGAAUGGAGGAAACAGAGAGUAGAGAAAUCGAGGAGGGGAAUCAGGAUGCGAUAGUGGAGGACACAAAAUUUCAGAGAGGAAUGGCUGGCUGGCCAAACACAAAACAAGAGUGAAGCGAAGAAGGUUGAAGACAUAGUUCCAGAGCAGCACAACAUGACCUGAAGGGCGUAUAUGAAUUAUGCGACCAUAAGUUCUGCAACAAGAUCGCAAGCCUGCACAGAGGAUCUGUUGAUCUUCUAUCUGGGGACCUGAUUUGUUCAUAUGGAUGUUAUUGUUUAUUUCUUUUAUUUUCACUAUUUUUGAUUUGUUUGUGAUAUCCUUUAUUGGACUCUCACCUCAUAUUUACUAUUUGGGGACUUGAUUUGUUUAUAUGAUAUGGAGUCUGCAGUGUAGUCGUUUUACUUUAUUAUCCCUCCAGCUAAGGGUUAAAGUGGUUAGGAUGAUUUCCGCCCGUAACCGUUUUCUAUUUGGGUACGGUUAGAGAAUUUUGAGAUCCAGAUCCGAGUUUGAUUGAUAGGAUAUGGUAUUACUAAUGUACAACGCAAUAGGAUAAUCUGUUUUUUCUAGUCGGAUAAUCCGGCAUUUUAAUUAUGGAUAUCUGAUUAAUGGGUGAAAUUUGAAGUACUAAGUAGCAAUCCAUGAAUGCUAUUUUUGCUUAUGAGAUGAAACAUAUGCUUGUUAUAGAUUUAUUUGGCUUAGUUUAAUACCUUCUAAUGCUUUACGUGUUCUUAAAAUAUAUAAGCAUAAUAUUUGCUCAUUGUGUAUGUCUAAUUUUAGUUUAAAGCAUUUGUAUAUUUCUCAUUCCUCGUCCAGUUUCCAAUGUUAGUCUGUUCUAAGGAUUUGUGGUCGGAGGUGGAGUGCUUGCAGUGGGCGACACCUCCCUUUGGGCGCUUAAUUAGCUGUCGUUUGUUUCAGUUUAUUGCACGUGUCUCACUCUGUUCUUCGGUUCAGGUGGUGCUCUGUCAAAUCUGAGUUAUUCUAUUGAUAUUGCCAUCUUGACUUGGAAUGCACGGGGGUUAAAUGACCAAACAAGAGGAGGGUCGUUGCUAGCUUUCUGUGUGACUCUGACAAGGGUUGCAACAUAAUUUGCUUACAAGAAACCAAGCUUGCUGCCAUCACUAAGCAGAUUGUGGUCGAGAUCUUGGGUCCUAAGUUUGGGGACAACUACAUUCAGGCCUACCGCAACCCCUACGGCGGCAUCCAUAUGGCCAGAUGUAGCGGUGGAUGAAAUGGAAAUAACAACUAACAUCUGUUCCUGAAUUAACAAAACAUUUCCCUGAAACCUGAUGCCGAAAUUAGCCGGUGCCAUCGGC